This is a messenger RNA of Gavia stellata (red-throated loon), 1233 nucleotides long. RefSeq names its product C1q and TNF related 4 (gene C1QTNF4). The record is from RefSeq and is a predicted model, not a curated record. Gene Ontology annotation, molecular function: protein binding. NCBI's taxonomy places the organism in Eukaryota, Metazoa, Chordata, Aves, Gaviiformes, Gaviidae.
AGAGUUCAUGUGGGAAAGGGUAUGAGAUUCUGGCGCUUAGCAUGGGGCCGAGGUUGGAGAACCUCCCAGGGGCCCUCCACGGAGAAGGGCAUCCUGGAAAAUUCCCCCAGGGGCAGUUUCUCAGAUACAAUGAUGACACUGAAGGUUCAGAUCCUGUGUGGCUUCCUUUGCUGCAUGAUUUUUCUGCCGACAGAUGGCUUCCCAGCAGACACCAGUACUGAAUUUCGCUCUGCUUUCUCUGUGGCCAGAACUAGCAGCAUGGAAGGGAGCUCUGAGAUGGUCAUUACCUUUGACAAAGUGUAUGUGAACAUUGGCAAUGACUUUGAUCCCAAGACUGGAUUGUUCCGCUGUCGGAUCCCUGGAGCCUACUACUUCUCCUUCACUGUUGGGAAAUACCCAAAGAAAAACUUGUCUGUCAUGCUGAUGAGAAACAAGAAUGAGGUGCAAGUGAUUGUGUAUGAUGAACAUCACCGCAAGGAACGGAAGGUAGCCAGCCAGAGUGCCAUGCUACAGCUUGACUACGGUGACACGGUUUGGCUGCGUUUACAUGGAGACCCCAAGUAUGCUCUUUACAGCAAUGUGGGCCCCUAUACAACUUUCAAUGGCUACCUAAUCUACCCAGACACUUCUGCCUUCUUCCAGAACGCUCUUAGCUCUCAAGAGCUGGGGCCACACCAUCGCACUAUUGAGCAACUUCCCAGAGAGCAGAAUGAAGCUUCACAGCCACACGUGUUAUCUGAUCAACCAAAUAGAGAACAAGACCCUCGAUCUGCAUUUUCUGUUGCCCGCUCACAAAGUCUCCUGGGGACAGAUGACAAGCAAAUCCAGCAUGAGCCAAUCACAUUUGACACGGAGUUUGUGAACAUUGGAAAAGAUUUCAAUUCCUCCACUGGCAUCUUCUCAUGCCGUAUACCUGGUGCAUACUAUUUCUCCUUCACCAUUGGCAAAAUGCCCUUUAAGACUAUGUCAGUGAAACUUAUGAAGAACCACAAUGAGGUGCAGGCCAUGAUCUAUGAUGACAACCACUCCAAGAGGCGGGAGAUGCAGAGCCAGAGUAUCAUGCUGCCUCUGCAGUAUGGGGACACUGUUUGGCUCUACAGCCAUCAGCACGAUGGCUAUGGUGCCUACAGCAACCAUGGCAAGUACAUCACCUUCACGGGCUUCCUGGUCUAUUCAGAGGCUCAGCCAAAGUGGCUUCCAGGUGCCAGCUCACCCCAAGGGUCAAAAAAUUAA